AAGAUAUAGAGCAGAUUAUGCAUAAUAACAUAGGGUUUCAUUUCUUAAUCCCAUAAAGAAAAACAGAAUCAUUUUUAAUACAUCAUAGGUUUUUGUUUUUAUAAGGAAGAUUUCAUUAAACCUUUCUCUCUCUCUCUCGAGUGUCCUCUCACGUUUCACUCAUUUGUCGUUUCGAAUCCAAAAAAAAAAAAAAAAAAAAAAAAAAAACCUAGAUCUUCCCAAAAAAAAAUCACAAUCACAUGCAAUUCCUUUAAAAAUUUUGAAGCCCCUGAAAUUUCAAAUUAUGGGUAUGCCACUGAAUUUGAAAUACGGGGCUUUCAGUUAAUGCAAGGGUUUGUUGAAAUAUAGGGUUGGUUUCCAAUUAAGGCCAAUUUGCUUCAAAAAGAAGAAGGCCCAGAGAGAGAGAGAGAGAGAAAUGAAGAAGUUGAUAGGGAGACCAGGUUCGGUGAGUGGGUUAGCGUUGAGGUUGGGGCAAUUUGGAUUUGCAGCUGCGGCAAUUGGUGUUAUGGUAACUUCCCCUGGAUUUUCUAGCUUCACUGCUUACUGCUAUUUGAUUGCAUCAAUGGGGCUUCAAGUGCUGUGGAGCUUUGGACUUGCAUGUCUUGAUGUUUAUGCUUUGACAAGAAAGAGAGACCUUCAAAAUCCAAUCCUAGUGAGCCUGUUUGUUGUAGGCGAUUGGGUGACCGCUAUUCUAUCACUUGCAGCUGCAUGCUCAUCAGCCGGGAUUAUAGUUCUGUAUUCAAGAGACUUGCAUUACUGCAAUGAUCAAGCCUGCAGCAAGUACCAGACCUCUAUAGCUUUUGCUUUCAUCAGCUGGGCUCUUAGUGCCAUAUCAUCUCAUGUGAUGUUUUGGAUUUUAUUAGCCUCAAUUUAGAUGGCUCAUUCUCUCCAGCCCUGCAGAUAACACGUCCACGAUACACGAUCUUUUAUUUCACUUGUAAAUGAUGUUGUUUCUCCAGCAUACCCAAUCUAUUGGUGAUUUUCAGGAUCUACCUUUUUUAGUUACAUGGAGUAGAGGGCUUUAAUCCUCAUGUUCUUAAUCCA
Quercus robur (English oak) is the source of this 1044-nucleotide messenger RNA. RefSeq names its product CASP-like protein 5B2. Gene Ontology annotation, cellular component: membrane. The transcript has 3 exons. The record is from RefSeq and is a predicted model, not a curated record. The coding region runs from base 416 to 874 and encodes 152 amino acids. Lineage: Eukaryota; Viridiplantae; Streptophyta; Magnoliopsida; Fagales; Fagaceae.